This is a messenger RNA of Debaryomyces fabryi, 750 nucleotides long. Its product is annotated as Golgi transport complex subunit. The transcript has a single exon. The coding region runs from base 1 to 750 and encodes 249 amino acids. The record is from RefSeq and is a predicted model, not a curated record. Lineage: Eukaryota; Fungi; Ascomycota; Pichiomycetes; Serinales; Debaryomycetaceae.
AUGACACAAAUAAAUGACGAGUCUUUAUCCAUGUUCUUCGAUUCGGACUUCAAUCCGUCUAAUUACGUUGAUGCGCUUUUCCAAUCAAUAUCAAAUAAUAAACUACAAUCACAGGUUUAUUCAAAAACCAACCUUCAAAGCUUAUCAAAUAAAUGUUCAAAUUUAGUAACACAUCUUGACUACCAUACCAGUGAGUUGUCAAAUGAUUUAAUUAAUCAAAUCGAAGUCUUACAAAAUUCUUCAAAGGUUAUCACGCAGGGAUUGAAUAACGAUGAAGUCCCAAACGCACUGAAUGAUAUGACCAGAUUACAAUACUUUAUAAAUACCUUGAACAAUUCUAUACUACUAUUACAAACCGAUAUAAAACAGGUGAAUGAAGAGUUGAACGAAAAUAAUGAGUCUCAGCCAGAAUCCAUUGAUAACUUAAUAAAGUUGAAAAGUAUAAAGAAUAAUUUAUAUCAAGUGCUAGUUAUUUUUGAAAGGCUCAACUCAAUUAAUAUAAACAACCCAGAUUCAACAACAGUUGAAUCGUUUCAAAGCUCGCUAAAUAACCUAUAUGAUACUAUUAGAAAUCAGUUAAGUAAUGAAAAAAAUGAAAUCAAUCAACUUCUAGUCACAAAUAUCAAUGAGCUAGUCAAUUUAUUGCCCUUGCUUCAAAAUUUGACAAACUUCUAUCCUAUUUAUAAAAGAUUCACCAGUAAAUUAAAUACUGAAUUAGACCACUAUUUAAAUACAAAUAAGCAUGUUUGA